CAGGCUGGUGUCGUAAAUCGCAGGCAGUGAAUGGCCGUAGGGAAAACACGUGUGUAGCUUGGAGCGGCCAUGGCUGUGUACCAGAUGGCGGCGGGGAUCCUGGACAAGCUGGGGCGGAAGGAAGGCGCUGUGAAGAGCUUAGUGUAUGACAGCGGCUACAAGAAUGUCCGUCAGCUGUACGCUCUACUGUGUGAGACUCUGCGCUUCUCUUCCGUGCUCGAUGACGUCAUCGCCAGCUCACAGCUACUGCGAGGGGGGAACAAGAAACUGCCCUUCAACCUGGCCAAAGUUCUAGUGUAUGAUUUGCUAUUUGGCAAAGGUUUGCAAUGUGGAGGUUACUGGAAGGCAACCAUUCUCGCUCACCGGGCCCGGUUACAAGCUGAACUCGCAAAGUUAAAAGUCAAGAAGAAGGUCAGCAACAAUCAAGACUUGUUAACUUCUUUGGGUGGCGUAGCUGAUGGACCAGCCUUGCCGCGAUAUGUACGUGUGAACACACUGAAGAGCUCCAUGAAUGACAUCAUCUCUUAUUUCAAACGCCAGGGAUAUACUUACCUGGGAAAGGCACGAAGUAUAGAAGAAAUUGCUCAAUUUGCACAGAAGCCUGGCAAGAGAUUUCUCCAAGAUUCCCACAUUCCCGAUCUAUUGGUUUUUUCUCCCAACACAGAUUUCCAUAAAGACUCAUUAUAUACAGCUGGACAUCUCAUACUGCAGGACAAGGCUAGUUGUCUCCCAGCAUUGCUUCUGUCCCCUCCUGUUGGGGCCCAUGUUAUUGAUGCCUGCGCUGCUCCCGGAAACAAGACAAGCCAUCUGGCUGCUAUUAUACAAAACAAGGGAAAAGUUUUUGCGUUUGACUUGGAUACAAAGCGUUUAGCCACAAUGAGCACGCUCCUACUACGGGCUGGGAUCACGUGUCAAGAGCUUGCCAACCAAGACUUCCUUACUGUCAGUCCAGAUGAUCCAAAAUACCAGAAAGUGAGUCACAUUUUAGUGGACCCAUCAUGCAGCGGGUCAGGCAUGCCAGACCGUAUGAGGAUGCUCGGUGAGGAGGCAGGAUCAGACACGAGUGAGAGACUUCAAGCCUUGUCAGCGUUUCAGAGACGCGCUCUAUCCCACGCUCUAAGCUUCUCUUCUGUGCAAACUGUAGUGUACUCUACCUGCUCUGUACACCAGGAGGAGAAUGAAGAUGUGGUCAAAGACAUUCUAGAACAAUACACAGAUUUUAGGCUUGUAAAGGUGCUUCCAUCAUGGCCAGUACGAGGACAAAACACAUUUCCAGGAUCAGAUAGUUGCCUCCGGGCCUCUUUUACAGAAACGCUCACCAACGGAUUUUUUGUUGCGCUGUUUCAGCGCAAGGACGAAGGUAGCAGAAGCUCAGUCACGUGUGACGAACAGAAGCAUUUGAACACCGCUCACACUGCAGCAAAAGAGAGACUGUGUAGUAAGCCUGAAGAGAAAUCAAACCUGAUACAGGUCACGUUGAAAAGGAAAGCAAAUAAUAUGGCAAAUGCGAAGUCCACCACCAAGAAAUCGCGUAAAAAGAAGCGCAAGAUGAAAGACUCUUAAUGUUAAAACCAUGUUUCCACCAAGGUUUUACAUUUUUUUUUUUUGGCUGUAUGUUUACACUGUAAAGAAUACUUUUGCUGAACACAACACAAGUUUUUUUUUUUUUUUUUCUGGUAAGACGAGCAUUAGUGCUCAUGUUGGGUUUCUUGAUUUGAAUAUUUAGCCAAUUUAUGUACUGCUGGCUUUACAGCACAUCAAACUAUUCACACGAUUUCUGACCUUUGAAGGCAACCUGCAGUUCUUCUUCUUUCUUUCCUGUUUUGCCUGGGUGCAUACUUAUUCCCAAUCAGUUUUAAAUUUGCCUGGACUGUGCCAUAUCAAAAGCUUAUUAAAAAGAUUGUGCUAUGGUAACCUUAAUAAGUGUAUUUAAAUCCAAAACAGUUUUUAAAACAGAAAUCCAGAAUAAAAAUUGUUUUGGACCUUGCUAUGUAUCAAUAAAUUAACUCCAA
This is a messenger RNA of Rana temporaria (common frog), 2012 nucleotides long. It is a transcript of the gene NSUN5, whose product is annotated as NOP2/Sun RNA methyltransferase 5. Gene Ontology annotation, molecular function: methyltransferase activity. NCBI's taxonomy places the organism in Eukaryota, Metazoa, Chordata, Amphibia, Anura, Ranidae. Gene Ontology annotation, cellular component: nucleolus. The coding region runs from base 70 to 1563 and encodes 497 amino acids. The record is from RefSeq and is a predicted model, not a curated record. Gene Ontology annotation, biological process: rRNA base methylation. The transcript has 10 exons.